This is a messenger RNA of Eremothecium sinecaudum, 780 nucleotides long. It is a transcript of the gene PUP1, whose product is annotated as proteasome core particle subunit beta 2. Gene Ontology annotation, cellular component: proteasome core complex. NCBI's taxonomy places the organism in Eukaryota, Fungi, Ascomycota, Saccharomycetes, Saccharomycetales, Saccharomycetaceae. The coding region runs from base 1 to 780 and encodes 259 amino acids. Gene Ontology annotation, molecular function: threonine-type endopeptidase activity. The record is from RefSeq and is a predicted model, not a curated record. The transcript has a single exon.
AUGGCGGGCCUAUCAUUCAGUAACUAUCAAAGGAAUUCACACUUGGCUUCAACAGGCCAUAAAUACGCUAAAACAACAUCAACAGGUACUACUAUUGUUGGAGUGAAAUUUGAGAAUGGUGUUGUUAUAGCUGCUGAUACUAGGUCUACACAAGGAAAUAUUGUAGCAAAUAAGAACUGUGAGAAACUGCAUAAGAUAUCACCUAAGAUUUGGUGCGCGGGCGCAGGUACCGCUGCUGAUACUGAUGCCGUUACGUGGUUGAUCGGAUCUAGCUUAGAGUUGCAUUCCCUUUAUACUGAUAGGGAACCAAGAGUGGUAUCUGCGUUGCAAAAGUUGAAGCAACAUCUUUUUAAGUACCAAGGUCAUAUUGGUGCAUAUCUAAUUGUUGCUGGUAUUGAUCCUACUGGCCCUCACCUAUUUUCGGUUCAAGCCCAUGGUUCGACAGAUGUCGUCUACUACCAGAGUUUGGGAUCUGGAUCUCUAGCCGCAAUGGCGGUACUUGAAGCGAAAUGGAAGAAGGACUUGUCUAGGGAAGAGGCUAUUAAGUUGGCUGCAGAAGCUAUUGAGGCUGGUAUCUGGAACGACUUGGGAUCUGGCUCCAAUGUCGAUUUAUGUGUCAUGGAAAUGGGCAAGGAUGCUCAAUUGCUAAGAAAUUACAUCACUCCUAAUGUGCGGGAGCCCAAGCAGAACUCUUAUAAAUUUCAACGUGGUACUACUGCUGUGCUUAAGGAGCUAACUUUGGAAAUCUACGAUGAACAAGAAGUAGACACUUCCGCUUAG